Messenger RNA from Aphanomyces invadans, 912 nucleotides. RefSeq lists its product as hypothetical. The coding region runs from base 9 to 560 and encodes 183 amino acids. Gene Ontology annotation, biological process: protein dephosphorylation; negative regulation of MAPK cascade. Gene Ontology annotation, molecular function: protein tyrosine/threonine phosphatase activity; MAP kinase tyrosine/serine/threonine phosphatase activity. The transcript is spliced from 7 exons. NCBI's taxonomy places the organism in Eukaryota, Oomycota, Saprolegniomycetes, Saprolegniales, Verrucalvaceae. The record is from RefSeq and is a predicted model, not a curated record. Gene Ontology annotation, cellular component: cytoplasm.
AAAGAACAAUGUUAUCGACCCACGAGGAAAGGGUCGAGGAAGGAGCCCUUGCGGACGAUUCCGAGCGAGCAGACGUCUCCAGACAGAAUGCAAAGAAGCCGAUGAAAGGUGCAUUCCGCAAGUUCUGGCAAGGAAUGCUUACCCAGAAGUACCUUCAACACGAUAACCAACCAGCUCAAGUCCUGCCUGGCUUGUUCGUCGGCUCGGUCGGAGCAGGAGCUAACUUGGACGCGUUGUGUGCACUGAGCAUCACGCACAUCUUGGUUGCGUCGGAAACUGUCGCGUUUACGUUCGAGUCCCAUGGACGCUUCGAGUACUAUCGCGUGAGCAUCCGUGACGUCUCGUCAGCUCGAAUCAGCUACUUCUUUGAAGAGUCGAAUGCCUUCAUUACUGGUGGACUCAAAGAUGGUGGCAAGGUCUUGGUCCAUUGUUUUGCAGGCCAGUCAAGAUCCGUCACCCUCGUGAUGGCGUACCUCAUUGCAGGUCGACACAUGUCGUUUGAGGCAGCUCUCGAACUCGUCCGACAAGUCAGACCGCAGGCACGACCAAAUCAUGGGUAGCCAUUGCAACUUUUGGCAUCGAUGGAUCCAUCUUCUUGUCGUCAGGUUUGCAGUCCAACUCAAGGCCUAUGCGAGACAGCACGCUGCGGCAAUACCACACGAUUGUGUGUAAUCGAAACCCCAGACACCCACGAAUGCAUCAUGUUUGAUGGAGCCCCAUCUCAAAGGAAAACAUCGCUAAAUUUCCUCACGCCCUCACGGCGAUUCCAGCAUGACUGUUGCAAUUGCUCGGUUGACGGCGACCCGCAGUGUCAUCCAUCUCGCUCGUUGCAUACUUGCUGGCACGUGCGGGGACUUAUCUCGAGUCAGUUGUGGAGCGCCGCGUGACUGGGGCUUCUGGUGCAUUCUUUCC